AAAAAUGGCUCCGAAACCACUCCAAAUUUUUAUUUAAAAUUUGGAGUGAUUUCGUAAGUUUUUUAAACAUUACAGAGCCUAAUAGAGUUAGACAGUAUAGUCUUGGUAUAUGGCUCAUACUAUACCACAUAACCACGAUACUACUGUAACCAUUACCAUGGCUAGUAGUUAACCAAAGACAAGUAGUAGAGUUUAAAUUAUACUUCUGGUAGGAGUUAACCCUUUGAUCUUGAUUUCAGCACUUUCAGUGUUAUGAUAAGAUAAAGACAUGUUCUCCUUUUCGCCCCUUAUUUCUGUAUCAGCUGGUAUAGGGAGUAGAAGCUAGUUGCUAGUUCAUAAUGGCUGGAAAAGUGCAGAACAUCAAAGAUGGUGAUGAUGAUGAUGUGAGGAGGUGUCUAUGGGUAGCUGAAGAAAAGGUUGAUGAUGUUAAAGAGGAAAUAAGAAAGCACAAGUCUGUUCAUAUGACUGAGCCAAAAAAGUUAGAGUAUUUUUGGUUGUCUGGUAAAAGGGAAGUGAUUCGAAAGAUCUGUCAUGAUUCUAUAAAAGAGCCUAUGUCUGCCACUCCUAGCGCUGGAAACAAUAAAACUGGCUUAAGAUGCUCAACAAUGGAUCCAUUUGAAAUACUAUUAGAAAGGAACUUGGGAAUAACACUGAAGUGUCACUUCCCAUUGGAGCCUGAUGAUGAUACGUCUGCCAAAGUACAGCAAAUAAUUCAGAAGCUUUAUGAUAUGCCAAACAGGGAAUAUGAUGACCCUUCAAUCAUGUACAACAUUGAGAUUAUUGAAGUGACCCCUGCUUGGUCCUAUACCAUACAAGGAGGGGAUGGAGGGCUAGAUGAUGAUGUGGGUCAGUAUGAAAAGCGUAUUAUUGAUGUCACCAUUGUUGACAAAGAUUUCCGAGAUUGCCAUUUAGUUUGCCCAGAAGUCUUGGAAGCGGAUAUUAUUACAGUAUUGAAUGAAGUCUGGAAGAAUCAUAUCAUUAGGUCUAAGCACUAGAUUCUACUAUGGAACCAAGACAAGUGAACCUAAUUUUAAAAUUAAUUUCUUUUGAUAAAAAUAGGCUGAUAAACAUUACAUAA
Amphimedon queenslandica is the source of this 1078-nucleotide messenger RNA. RefSeq lists its product as uncharacterized. The coding region runs from base 339 to 995 and encodes 218 amino acids. The transcript has 4 exons. NCBI's taxonomy places the organism in Eukaryota, Metazoa, Porifera, Demospongiae, Haplosclerida, Niphatidae. The record is from RefSeq and is a predicted model, not a curated record.